AUGGCCAAAACGACACGGUGUUCUACUCUCCCUUUCCUCCCCAUAGUCGCUGCGAUGAUCUUUCAACUCUCAGCCGUGACUUCGGCCAUUGGCAUCAACUAUGGAACACUAGGGAACCUUCAACCUCCUCAACAAGUGGUUGACUUCAUCAAGACAAAGACAAAAUUGGACAGUGUCAAGAUCUUUGAUGCGAAUCCCGACAUCCUCCGAGGCCUAGCGGGCACUGAAAUCAGCGUCACCAUUAUGGUCCCUAACGGUAACAUUCCUGCGAUGGUCGACGUUGCAAAUGCUCGUCAAUGGGUCGCUGCCAAUGUCUUGCCGUUCCAUCAGCAGAUCAAGUUCAAAUACCUUUGUGUCGGAAACGAGAUUCUUGUUAGUAAAGACAAUAACUUGAUAUCAAAUCUUGUUCCAGCGAUGAAAAGUCUUAAUGAAGCUUUGAAAGCUUCCGGUCUCGAGUAUAUUAAGGUGACAACUCCACAUGCAUAUACCAUAACCUUUAACCGUGAUGCACCAAGCAAGAGCAGAUUUAAUGAAGAUCAAAAAGAUCUUUUUACAAAGAUCUUGGAGUUUCAUCGUCAAGCUAAGUCCCCAUUCAUGUUCAACGCCUACACUUUUUUCACGAUGGACCAGAACAACGUCAAUUACGCAAUAUUUGGUACAUCAAAUGCAGUAACGGAUAGCAAUACACAACACACGUACAACAACUUGUUUGACGCAAUGAUGGAUGCAAUGUAUUCUGCUAUGAAUGCUGUUGGCUUUGGCGACGUAGAUAUGGCUAUAGGGGAGACCGGUUGGCCUACCGCUUGUGACGCUGCAUGGUGUUCACCUGAAAACGCUGCACAGUACAACCUCAAUAUCAUCAAGCGUGCAAAUGUCAUAGGGACACCGCUUAUGCCCAACCGCCACGUCGAUAUCUUCAUAUUCGCAUUGUUCAACGAAGAUGGGAAACCCGGUCCAACCAGUGAGAGAAAUUGGGGGCUAUUCAAACCGGAUUUCUCUCCGGUUUACGAUGUUGGAGUCCUAAAAGACGGCGUUAAAAUCCCACCGAGCACCAACGGAAAAUGGUGUGUGGCGAAACAAGACGCGACGGACACAAAACUACAAGCGAAUAUUGACUGGGUGUGUAGCCAAGGUAUAGAUUGUAAACCAAUCUCACCUGGUGGCGUAUGUUUCGACAACAACAACAUGAAGAGUCGAUCCUCUUACAUCAUGAACGCUUAUUACCAAAGCAAGGGGGGCCCUGAUGAUGCUUGUAACUUUAGUGGUACCGGUAUGUUCACUACUAACAACCCAAGCACUAGCACAUGUAACAUACCAAGCGGCGGUGGCUCACAAAGCAGCGGUGGGAAAUGGUGUAUGGCUAAACAAGAAGCUACAGAGAAACAACUACAAGCUAAUAUUGAUUGGGUGUGUAGCCAAGGUAUAGACUGUAAGCCAAUCUCACCUGGUGGCAUGUGUUUUGAUAACAACAACAUGAAGACUCGAUCUACGUUCGUAAUGAACGCUUACUACCAGAGCCAAGGAUGCACCGAGAACGCUUGUGAUUUCAAGGGUAGUGGCAUGGUCACUACUACCAACCCGAUCACUACUAGCACAUGCGCACUAACAACAGUAACGCUCUGA
Molecule: messenger RNA, 1623 nt
Organism: Capsella rubella
Lineage: Eukaryota; Viridiplantae; Streptophyta; Magnoliopsida; Brassicales; Brassicaceae
Product: glucan endo-1,3-beta-glucosidase
Exons: 2
Coding region: 1-1623 (540 amino acids)
Biological process (GO): carbohydrate metabolic process
Cellular component (GO): plasma membrane
Molecular function (GO): hydrolase activity, hydrolyzing O-glycosyl compounds
Source: RefSeq, a predicted model, not a curated record